UUGGGGUUACUGGUUUAUACUGGGAUGGUCUGGGAGGGGCUUGGGCAGCACUGGUGGUCCCUGGGCCUUACUGGGAGCACUGGUUUUACUGGUUUUUCCCGGUUCGCGCUGUUUUUUAGCGCAUUUUAAGGGUUUUUACUGGUUUUUACUGGUUUUAUUGGUUUCUACUGGGACAUUCCCGCGCUCCCACCUCGCGCCGCCAGGGGGCGCCAAGCCCCGCCCCUCCGCUCCCACACAGCCCCGCCCCUUUUUCCUAUUGGCCACCACUGACAUCACCCACCUCAAACCGCGCCCAUCGCACCCGACGGAGUGCGCAUGCCCAAAUCACUCAGACCGGAACCGGAAGUUGCUCCGGUGGUCGCCGCACCGGAAGCCGGAAGUGCCCGCGAGACCAAUGGCGCAGCCCACGGAUUUGGCCCCGCCCCUUCUUGAACUAGCCCCGCCCUCCUCUGCGCGCCCCGAGGAAGAGGAGGAGGAGGAGGAAGGAGGGGGAGGGGCCGGGACCCCCCCCGGGAGCGGAGGAGCCGCCUACCGUCCCGGCUCUCAGCACUGUCCCAAAUGUUUGAUCACUUUCCCCGACCCCGCGUUCGCCGCCCGCCACGCCAAGCGCCAGCACCCGCGCGAUUUCGCCGCCGCCCUCCGGGGGUCGCUCUUCGUCUGCUUCGUCUGCGGCCGCGCCUUCGGCUCCUCCCCCGCGCUGCUGCGGCACCAGCGCGGCCACGCCCACCAGGGGGCGGAGCACCGAGAGGCCGCGCCCGCGCCGAGGAAGGCCACGCCCCUUUGGGAGUGCCGGGAGUGUGGGCGGGGCUUCGCCAGGGAGGGGGCGUUGCACCGGCACUACAUCCGGCACGCCAGGGGGGAGCUGUGAGGGGCGGGGCUUGGGGGAAAGGGGCGGGGCUUGGGGAUGGG
Messenger RNA from Zonotrichia leucophrys gambelii, 909 nucleotides. RefSeq names its product zinc finger protein 576-like. Gene Ontology annotation, biological process: regulation of transcription by RNA polymerase II. Lineage: Eukaryota; Metazoa; Chordata; Aves; Passeriformes; Passerellidae. The record is from RefSeq and is a predicted model, not a curated record. Gene Ontology annotation, cellular component: nucleus. The transcript is spliced from 4 exons. Bases 395 to 868 code for a protein of 157 amino acids. Gene Ontology annotation, molecular function: DNA-binding transcription factor activity, RNA polymerase II-specific; sequence-specific DNA binding.